This is a messenger RNA of Condylostylus longicornis, 780 nucleotides long. RefSeq names its product thyrostimulin beta-5 subunit (gene Gpb5). Gene Ontology annotation, molecular function: hormone activity. Bases 121 to 657 code for a protein of 178 amino acids. Gene Ontology annotation, cellular component: cytoplasm; extracellular region. Gene Ontology annotation, biological process: G protein-coupled receptor signaling pathway. Lineage: Eukaryota; Metazoa; Arthropoda; Insecta; Diptera; Dolichopodidae. The transcript has 5 exons. The record is from RefSeq and is a predicted model, not a curated record.
ACAAUAUAACAAGAUUUUUUUUAUUUUUAAACAUUUUAUUUUUUAAAUAUUUCUAUAAAAAACAAAAUAAGAAUUAAACAAAGGACAGUCAAAUAAAGUGAAUUUAAAAAUUGAAAUAAAAUGCUGACCUGCAGUGAAAUUGGAACAACAUUUUUUUCAAUUUUACUAUUAUUAAUUACGACGAAAGUUUUUAGUAUUGAAGUACAACAAACAAUUAUAGAUAGCGCUCCAACAAAAUCAGCUCUUGGAUGUCAUACACGUUUAUAUACGUAUAGAGUAAGUCAAACAGAUUCACAGGGUAGAGAAUGUUGGGAUUAUGUUAGUGUAAUGUCAUGUUGGGGACGUUGUGAUUCAAGUGAAAUUUCAGAUUGGAAAUUUCCUUAUAAAAAAUCAUUUCAUCCAGUAUGCGUACAUGCACAUAGAACUAAAGCAUUUGCUAUACUAAGACAUUGUCAUCCCGAUGUUGAACCAGAAACAAAUCGUUAUGAAUAUUUGGAAGCAAAAAGUUGCCAUUGUCAUACAUGUUCUUCAACAGAUAAUGUUAGUUGUGAAGGUCCAACAAUAGCUAAUGUUGGUGGUGCUUUAGAAGAAAAACCUGGUAUAAAAAUAUUAGCAUUGAGAAGUCCUGAUUCUGAUGAUCUUGAAUAUAAAAAAUAAUUGAAAAAUAUAAAAAGAAAAAAGAAAAUAAUUUUUUUAAAAAAAUUUAAUAUUCCAAUAUGCAUAUUAAAUUGUAAAUGAAUAUAAAAAGUAUUACACCUUUAUAAUUAAAUAUUAAAAGUG